Molecule: messenger RNA, 612 nt
Organism: Papaver somniferum (opium poppy)
Lineage: Eukaryota; Viridiplantae; Streptophyta; Magnoliopsida; Ranunculales; Papaveraceae
Product: ADP-ribosylation factor 2-like
Exons: 6
Coding region: 1-612 (203 amino acids)
Biological process (GO): intracellular protein transport; vesicle-mediated transport
Cellular component (GO): cytoplasm
Molecular function (GO): GTP binding; GTPase activity
Source: RefSeq, a predicted model, not a curated record
AUGGGUCUGACAUUCACGAAGUUUUUCAGUCGACUUUUUAUCGCAAAGAAUGAGUUGCGUAUUCUACUGGUUGGUCUGGGUGCCGCUGGGAAGACUACAAUCUUGGACAAACUCAAGCUGGGAGAAAGCGUUACAAAUAAUCCUGCCGUUGACAUUCCUACCAUUAGCAUUCCGACUGUUGGUUUUAAUAAAGAGUCGGUGGAAUACAAGAACAUCAAUUUCACCUUUUUAGACGUUGGAGGUCAGAUGAUGAGUGCAAGUUAUUUGAAUACGUUCUUGUCCUUCCUCCAAUCCCCGCAAGGUUUGAUCUAUGUGGUGGAUAGCAAUAACAGAGAUCGAGUUGAUGAGGCAAGAGAUCAAUUGCACUGGAUGCUGAAUCUGGAUGGGUGGCCAGAUGCUGUGUUGCUGAUUUUAGCUAACAAACAAGACAUUCCUAAUGCGAUGAAUGUUGCUGAGAUAUCUGAGAAGCUAGAUCUUAACUCACUCAACAAUCGUAAAUGGCACAUCCAGAGCACAUGUGCAACCUCUGGAGAAGGCGAUGUGGUACUAUUUAACAUAUACGAGGGUUUGGAUUGGCUUUCCAACAACAUUGCUAACAAUGUAAGCAACUAA